Molecule: messenger RNA, 8239 nt
Organism: Vespa crabro (European hornet)
Lineage: Eukaryota; Metazoa; Arthropoda; Insecta; Hymenoptera; Vespidae
Gene: Ssdp
Product: single-stranded DNA-binding protein 3
Exons: 14
Coding region: 2017-3372 (451 amino acids)
Biological process (GO): positive regulation of transcription by RNA polymerase II
Cellular component (GO): nucleus
Molecular function (GO): protein binding; single-stranded DNA binding
Source: RefSeq, a predicted model, not a curated record
UUAUAUUUGACUCACACUCUGUUGCACUUGAAUGGCAUCGUACGGCCCUGGAAUACGGGACAAAUAGUUGCGCGCGCAACCUCCACGUUCUUUGCACGACCGAGAGAGAGUUCAACGGAGACGACGUAUUGCGAUGAGAACGACAGAGAAAGUAAAAGGAAGGGAGAGAGAGAGCGUGAGAGAUGGGGAGAAAAAGGAGGGGAGAAAAGAGUGGGAGAGGGAGUACGAUCCUCCGAGACGCGUAUACGUGUGCGUCGUCGUCGUCGCGUGCGAAGCCGAAAGAGUAGGUAGCACACUUCCGAAGUUGUGCGCGCGUACAACACCGUGAGAGUUCAAUUCCUCUCCGCGCAUACGUGUUAUCCUGAUACUACCUUUCGUCCUUGUUCGACCGAUAACGCGCGUAUGUAACGAUAGGGGCGUACGAUAGUAAAAUUUUCAGUUAGGACGAGUGCACGGUAAAAAGAAGGGACGACAGGGCGACUCAUCGACAAAAAUUUAGAAACUUGUAUAUGCAAGUAACAGCCAGCGCAACAGUAACGACAAUAACGACGGGGAAGGCGAAGGCGACGGAGACGGCGACAGCGACAGCGACGGUGGCGGCGGCGGCGGCGACGACGACGACGUCAAACGGACAACAACGACAACACAACGUGAAAUCGGUGUGUGCGCGCGACGCCUUCUCUGUAGAUUGUGUACGUGUACCUGUGCUCUUACGCGUGCUCUUUUAGUGGCGCGUGCACGUGUAUGUGCGUCGUCGUUGACUGAUAGGUACGCGUGAGGUGAGGUGAGGUGUGGUGAGGUGAGGUGCGGUGAGGUGCGGUGCGGUAAGGUGAGGUGAGGUGAGGUGAGGUGUGCUGAGGUGAGAGGCAUAUCGAAGGGAAAAGAGCGAAGAGAGUGAAUUGACCGAACGCGCAACGACGACGACGACGACGACGACGACGACUUUGCCAUCGUCGCCGCCGUGUGCCGAGAAGAGACAGAAAGAGAGAGAGAAAGAGAAAGAAGAGAGAGAGAGAGAGAGAGAGAGAGAGAGAGACGCGCCGCGAUUUCCAUUGGAGAACAAUAAGCCUUGAAAAGAGUACGAGCGAGGGAAAGAAAGCGUGCGAGUGAGAAAGAAAGAAAGAAAGAAAAAAAUAGAGAUAGAGAUAGAAAACUAUCGUGAAGUGUGCCCUAGAGGUGAGACACGAGAGAGCGCGGCCGAGUUCGACGAGUAACGGAACAACGACGCGGGCUCUAAUAUAACAGAGAAAAAUUGACGAUACGACUGCGAAAAAAAAGAAAAGAAAAAAAAAAAAAAGAAAGAAAAGGAAAAGAAAUAAAUGAAAGCGGGGGAAGCUAUAAAAGAAAUAAACAAAUAAGUAAGAAAAAAGAAAAAAAAAAGAAAGAAAGGAAAAAGAAAAAGGAACAAUAAUACGACGAUGCGCGUACGCGACGCGGCUCUUCUUCCGUGAUUCGUUGUCAUGUCAUAUGAGGCGAAGCGUCUGCGCCUCGUUCGUUUAGUUGUACAGUGACGCCAACGAGAAAAAGGAAUAAGACACGAAGAGAGAAGGAAAAUUCUCUGAAAAGUCUAGCGAUCGCUUUACUACAUCCUCUUCCGCUUUUCGUACGCGCAACUUUUUCUUCCUUUAUUUCCUCUUUCGAAUCCCUACCCCCUCUUAUCCUUUUCUCUUUCUCUUCUUAUUCCCUUUCCCCCACCCCGUCCUCGUUUUCACAGAGAUACGAAGGUAGCCAAGAGCGCGUCCGUUUCCUCCUCCUUCUCCUCUUCCUCCUCCUCCUCUUCUUCUUCCUCCUACUCCUACUCUUUCCCUUUCCCCUCUAACCCUCCAUCCACCCCUCUCUCACUCUAUCCUUCCCUCUCUCUUUCCCUCUCUCCUUCCCUCUCUCUUUCUCUUUAGCUCUCUCACUCUCUCCGUUGCAAUUCUCCUCCUUCGAACGAUAGCCGCAGUCAGACAUUGCUCACUUCUCGACCUGACGACUGUUCUGUGUUUACGCUGGAAGGAUUGACAAAUCACAACGAUGUACGCGAAGGGAAAGGGGUCCAGCGUACCAUCGGAUGCUCAGGCCAGAGAAAAAUUAGCUUUGUAUGUAUACGAAUACCUUCUUCAUGUCGGCGCACAAAAAGCUGCACAAACAUUCCUAUCGGAGAUUCGAUGGGAGAAAAAUAUAACGCUUGGAGAACCACCUGGGUUUUUACAUUCAUGGUGGUGUGUGUUUUGGGAUCUGUAUUGCGCAGCACCAGAACGACGAGAUUCAUGUGAACACAGUAGCGAGGCCAAAGCUUUUCAUGAUUAUGGUUUUGUGAACAGUGGUUAUGGUGUUAAUGGAAUUGCACAUAAUGCUGGCCCAGCUCCAUCUCCGAUUGGACAGAUGCCACCUAAUGAUGGUAUGCCUGGUGGUCCAAUGCCUCCAGCAUUCUUUCCAAACAACUCGACAAUGCGACCAUCUCCGCCCACACACCCCUCAUCACAGCCAUCCCCCCAGCACCCCCAGCCACCCCCGCCCCCACACUCGCAGAUGAUGUCCACUCAGUUUAUGGGCCCAAGGUAUCCUGCUGGCCCACGACCAGGAGUACGUAUGCCACAAAUGGGAAAUGAUUUCAAUGGGCCACCUGGACAACCAAUGAUGCCAAAUAGCAUGGAUCCUACUAGGCAAGGCGAAGCUGGAGAAUUUGUAGGGUGGCAAGGCCCUCCAGGAAUGAAUCCUAUGAAUCCACGAAUGAAUCCUCCACGAGGCCCAGGUAUGGGUCCAAUGGGACCUGGAAGUUAUGGUCCCGGAAUGCGAGGGCCACCUCCUAACAGUAGUUUAGGUCCUGGUGGUCCAGGAGGUCCUGGUAUGCCCCCUAUGAGUAUGGCUGGACCAGCUGGAAGACAACAGUGGCAACCGAAUACGUCAACGCCGAUGAAUUACUCAUCAUCAUCGCCGGGUAACUACGGAGGUCCACCAGGUUCGACUGGUCCUCCGGGCCCAGGCACGCCAAUUAUGCCCAGUCCUCAGGACAGCAGUAAUAGCGGCGGAGAAAAUAUGUAUACCAUGAUGAAACCCGUACCUGGUGGAAACAUGCCUGGAGAUUUUCCAAUGACCGGAGGUCCAGAAGGUGGUCCGAUGGGACCUAUGGGUCCUAACACAAUGGGACCGGUUUUAAAUGGCGAUGGUCUUGAUGGAAUGAAGAAUAGUCCAGCUAAUGGUGGACCAGGAACACCACGAGAAGACAGCGGAAGUGGAAUGGGUGACUAUAAUCUGAGUGGUUUUGGAGGACCUGGAGAGAAUGAUCAGACCGAGUCGGCGGCCAUCCUCAAGAUCAAGGAGAGCAUGCAGGAGGAAGCGAAGAGGUUUGAAAAGGACUCGGACCAUCCCGAUUAUUUCAUACAAUAACUUUUCACGAGUCGUUGGAAAGCCCCUGAGACCAAACUAAAAAACCGAGUUUAAUGCGCGAAAGAAACCAAACGAAAGAAAAAAAAAAAAAGACACGCAUACACGAACAUACGUAAACAUACAUACAUACACACUCACACACACGCAUAUAUAUAUAUAUAUAUAUAUAUAUAUAUAUAUAUAUAUAUAUAUAUAUAGGAAAAACGGACAAAAAGCAGCAAAAGAAAAAGAAAAAAAAUAUCAAUAUCCUCUCUUCUUCAUACCCAAUUGCUCCUCCAACCAAUGUGCACUCUUGUCCUAUCAUGGGGAAACGAACAAAGGAACGAAAAGCGAUUAAAAAAAAUAAAAAAAUAAAAAAAAAAUAAAAAACAAUAAAAUAAAGAAGAAGAAAAAGAAGAUACAAUAAUAAAAAAAAAAAACCCCCGAUAAAAUAUACGUAUAUACACGCAAAACACACAUAUACAUACACGUGACAUACACGAAAAAAAAAAAAUAAAAAAUAAAAAAAGAAUACAAAUAGGAAAAACGGCAACAUGAAAAAACAAAAAAAAAGGGUAAAAACCAAAAGUGGCGUAUAGAAAGGUAACGAAAGAGAAGAUGACUGCGGCGAAAGGAAAAGAACAAAAAGAACCAGAAAAAUUUUAAGAAUUUUUCUCCUUCUUUCUUGCGCGCGCGGUUUCGAGCCGAUCGAUAAAAAGGCUCGACACUCAAACUCCCCGAUGAGAAAGAUAUGCACAACAUGAAAAGAGGAGACAUCGUCCAUAUAUAUAUACGUGUAUAUAUAUAUAUAUAUAUAUAUAUAUAUAUAUAUAUAUAUAUCGGACGAAGGAUAAGAAAAAAAAAACAGAAUCCUUAGGAUUAAGGAAUAGGAAAAUGAAAAUGAGGUUUCAUUGAAUGAUCAUUGUUUUUUCUCGUGCAAUUCUCUCGUGUCUCACACAUUUUAUGAUAUAAUUAGGGUACGGGUUAUGUCUGUCUCUCCGAGCGACUCGAAUUGUUUAAUCGAUCACUCUAUUACUAUUAAUUAUAUUAUCACUCACGAUUGCGACUUUACCGGGCGCAAACGGCGGCGGCGGGGGCGGCGAUAGCGACGAAAAGAGUUUAAAAUCGUUUAUAUUAUCUGUUAUCCUUUUUUCUCCCUCUCCCUCUUUUUUUCUUUCUUUCCCAUCCCUCCAUUUUUCUUUUUUAAUUCGAAUUUUUUGUUUGUAUUCGAUAUUUCGCUUAUUCGUUUUUUUUUUCUUCUUUGAAAAAUGGUCUUUGGUUUUUUUUUUAUUUUUAUUUUCUUUUUUUAUUAUUUUUUCUUUUGUUUUUUUUUCCCCACCAUCCACGUUCACCUAGUCGAAUUUCACGAACGGUAAUAAACAAUAACUUCUUCCUUUCAUAAGGGUUUUUCGUGCUUGUCGUAUCUAUCACGCAUUUUCCCUGUGAAUAUUUCCUUCCAAGAUGAGAGAAGAGUGUAUUAUGAAUGAAAAUAAUAAUAAAAAAAAGAAAAAAGAAAAAAGGAAAGAAAAAGAGAACUUAAAAGUUCAUGAAACGAUUUAAUCGGUUGCCUUUUUUGCUUGCGAGAAACACUAAUCGAAUGAAUGUUUAUCGUAAAGCGAUAGUUUACGAUAAAUUACGUAAGUAUGUGCAUAUACCCAUCGAUACAUAUAUAUAUAUAUAUAUAUAUAUAUAUAUAUAUAUGUACAUAUACAUACACAUACAUAUAUAUUCAUUACACAUGCAAUUCGAUCACUCUUAUUUAAAAGAGAAAAAAGAAGUGUCUUAAACACGCAGUGCAAUAAGAUUGUAACAGCUCGAGGUGCAUCUCUCAUCGAAUAUAUCUCCGAGUCCCCUUAUAACCUUCGCCCUUAUCUUCUUCCUUCGUCCUAUUCUUCUUCCUUCCUCACGACUCUUCGAUAUUUUAUUUAAUAAUAAUUAAACAUAUAUAAACAUAUACAUAUAUACAAUAAAAAGGAAAAAAGAAAACACGAUCGGUAGAAUUUAGGUAUGCGAGUGAUAAACGUCAGACCAAAAUAAAUAGCCGAGAGUGUGAAAAUAUUGCUGCUAUACGCAUAGAUUUCGACGAAUGGCAAUAAUUUAAACGUUCGAUCGAACGCGCGUGCGCGCGCGCACGAGAGAGAGAGAGAGCGAGUGAGAGAGAGAGAGAGAGAGAGAGAGAGAGAGGAAAAGAGCGAUAAAUUACGGAUCGCGUGUAUAUUUCUUAUAGCGUGAUUAGAUAAACGCUAGCCUAGCGAAAAGAUUUCUUCAUCGUCGUUCCGAAAGUGUGAUUGGGUCGAUUUAAGGAUCAAAAAGCCGAAUGUCUUCCGUUCGGUAGUUUUUUGAAGGAUAGAGGAAAAAAAAUAGACGUGUGUGUCCGGACGAUUCCCUCAGGAUCGACCGGAUGCAUUUCGAUCAUCUAAAAACAAAGAUAGAGGCACUAAGAGAGAAAGAAAGAGAGAGAGAGAGAGAAAACAUAUGAGACGAUGUAUCGAGAAGAAGAAGAUUGAGCAUCGCUGGCACGGCUCUACUAAGGGAUGAUGAUUGGCCUACCAACUAGGAAGCUGCAUCAAACAAUUACUCGUCUACCUCUUCUUCGUCUUCGUCGAUGACGGAUUUAGUAAAAAACCAAACAAACAAACAAACAAACAAAUAAAAAAGAAAAGAAAAGAAAACUUGGAGAAACGAAUACGUUUCGUACGACGAUGCGUUCUCGAAUGAGAUAAGAAAAUUCUUAACCAAUUAACACCUUUGUUUUUAGACCUUCACGACGAUUUGCGUUAAAUCGAAAAAAGAGAGAGAGAGAGAGAGAAAGUUUUUAUUUUCAAUCCAGUUGGAUCAUUCCUACACGUUUAAAGAUUACAAUUUCGUAAAGAUUACAGUUUGUUAUCGUAUCUAAUCGGUUUGAUUAAUAUAACCGAUCAUUGUUAUUUAAAUGUCAGUGUAUUAUUAUAAUUUAAUAGUAUUAUGUUAAUAGAGAGUAUAUUAGUAUGUAAAAUAGCAAUAGUAUUUAAAUAUUAAUAUUGUAGUAUAUUUAUAUAAUAAUAUUUAAAUACUAUUGUUAUUUAAAUUGUGUAUCCUUUGCAAAUACCUUUAAUCGAUAAUAUUUAAAUAAAUCUUAUAGAGAUAAUAUUGAUAUUUAAAUAACAAUUACUUUUAUUAUUUUUUUUUUUUUUUUUUAUUUAUAUUUUAUAGUUCUAUUUUAAUAGAAGGGAAGAACAAAAAAUAAAUAACAUCAGAUUUAGAUGUAAAGUUUCCUUGAUUUAUAAAAUAUAAAUUUAUUAAGAUAGUCGUAAUAAAGAAGUAAAGCUAUAUAAAAAGGGAUGUAUCUUAAAAGUAUGUAUACGUGAUCGUACUCUUGUAGAGAAUUAUCCAGCUGAGAGAAUAAAAAAUAAAAAAAUAAAAAACAAAAGAAAAGGAAAGAAACGAAACAAAAAAUUGGCCAAUCAAAAGUUUCUUUUUAUUUUAGCCGUCUCGUCUCUUUCUCUCAAAUUCCGUUAAAAAAUAAAUAAAUAAAUAAAUAAGAAAAAAUCGAAAAUUUCGCGCGUUUUAAGCCUUCUUCGGUGGCACACAGCACAUAUACACACGUGUAUAUGUAUGUAUGAAUAUAUACAUACAAAUAUAAAUAUAUACGCGUGCGCGUACAUGUGUAUAUGUAAAUGGAAGCGAAAAAUAUUUCUCAGUGAUCGUAUCGUGGUGUAGAUAUAUCGGUUAGUAUAAGAAAGAAAGUGUGAGUGAGAUAGAAAGAAAGAAAGAGAGAGAGAGAGAGAGAGAGAGAGAGAGAGAGAAUUAAAAAGUCGGGUAUGCAAGAGUGAAUUAAUUUUUUUUCCCCUUUUUUUGAGACGAGAGGGAGAACUUCGAACGGGAUACUCUCAUUACAGAGGGAGGGACGAGUCUCUCUCUUUCAUCGUCGAUUAAUUAAGAAAGAUUCCUCCGCUCGUCUCCACGAGCCUACAUACGAUCGAAAUCCAAAUUAUUAUUAUUAUUAUUAUUAUUAUUAUUAUUAUUAUUUUUGUUUAUAUAUAUAUAUAUAUAUAUAUAUAUAUAUAUAUAUAUAUAUAUAUACGCAAUAUUUCUUCCUUUACAUCGUCGUCAUGAUUGGCAUGAGCAAGAAAAAACGUCACGUGUAUUUCGUAUCAUAGAUUUGUACGUAUACAGGGUGAAUCGUGUAAUGUAUUUAAUUAAAAAAUCGAUUGAUCAGGAUACUUUUAUUAAAUGAUGAUUUUUUUGUACAAUUUUUUUUCGAACAAAAAAAAAAAAGAAGCAACAAGCAAGAGAAAUAUACGUAAAAGUGAUUCUAGAAAUGAAUUCGAUCAUUUGAUUAUAUGCGUAUAUAUUUUAUUUUUUCCGUCUUUUUUUUUUUCCCCCGACAAUCAUAUCUCACGAUUCACCCUGUAUACUUAUACAGGGUGAUGCACUUGAAUUGGAAUAUUCCUGAAUGUUAUUAUUUUAUACGCGUACGAUUGUUACGAACGUAACUUUUUUUUCUUUAUGUUCACAUUUUAUAUAUUACGUCCUGUAUCGUAUGAAGUGAGAAAAGUAAUUGUUACAAAAUGAAAAUAGUUUUUUCUUCGCUGAAAUUUAAGACGAAAUUGUUCGAUUUGUUCGGAUGGGAAAAAUAAUAAAUAAUAAUAUUUCUAAUAAGAUCGAUGUUUCUAAUGGAGCAUCGUUCGUUCAUUCGUUUGAUUUAUUUUUAGCAGCGAAUAAAAAUUUAUUUUUUUUUUUUUUUUUUGGACGAACGAUAAUAAUUCUCGAUUUACCCUGUACAUAUAUGUAUAUAUUUUGAAAAGAGUAUUAAUGGUCGACAUACAAUACGUGUUCCAUCUUCCUACGAGAUUGUUUUUUCAAGAAUGAGAAAGAUAUGCGUGAAAUAUAUGUAAACGUAAUCAUA